Molecule: messenger RNA, 1272 nt
Organism: Oryza brachyantha (malo sina)
Lineage: Eukaryota; Viridiplantae; Streptophyta; Magnoliopsida; Poales; Poaceae
Exons: 2
Coding region: 191-541 (116 amino acids)
Source: RefSeq, a predicted model, not a curated record
CGUGCCUAACAAUCCGUUGCUCCUUUCUCCAUCGAUAGUAUCCGCCAAGUAUCUUCUUCUUCCCUCUCAUUCUAUAUCUGCCUCACCGCUUCUGUCCGUGCUCGCCACCGCCGCGCGCGCGCCGUGCACCGCGCAGCAGCCACAGCGAGCGCUUCCAUCCCGCGAGAGGUGCAAGAUAAGGCCGACUGCCAUGGCGCCGAGCGGCGCCGUGCAGGCGAUGCCGUCGCCGGCGGUCGUGGCGGCGGCGGAGCAGAGGCGGCUGACGCGGCUGCUGCUGAACGUGACGGUGGAGCAGAGCCUGUGGCCGGUCCACGUCGUGCUCGGCGCGGACUGCACCGUGGCGGACCUCGUCCGCGCCGCCGUCGACGCGUACGCGCGCGAGGGCAGACGGCCGCCGCUCCCCGGCCACGCCGGCGACGCGGCGGCCGCGUUUGAGCUGCAUUUCUCCAAGUACUCUCUCGAAAGUCUAAGGUCGGAGGAGAAGCUGGCGGAUCUGGGAUCUCGAAAUUUCUUCCUUUGCUCGAGGAGACCUGCUGCUUGAAAUUUUGAUUCUUUUUGUCAAACACAAUCUGCUGCUUUGCUUAGUUCAUUAAUCGAGCAGAGCAGAGCAGAUUAAUCGCCAGUCGUAAGUCGUGAGCUGCAUCAUGCUUUGACAGAUCGCAGAUCGCGUGCGGGAAACAGUUUUUAGCACACGUAUAUCCGUGUGUUUGCAUGUAAUCUAAAUAAUCAUAAAAAUUAUGAAAAAAUUUGAUAAGAUAGAUUAAUAUGAGUUAUAUCACUCCACAAACAUGCAAGUAAAACUGAAACUAGGUAUACGCAUACUCAUAAUUGUUUUUUUAUUAUUGCUAAUUUAUAGAAGUUGAAUUUAAACUUGCAUGCAUGUUAGUGGAGUGAAAUAACUUAUAUUAAACUAUCUUCUUAAAUUAUUUUAUAUUUUUUGAUAACUAUUUAGAUGAUACGCAAGUAAUGAAUGUACUUAUAACGUGUGCUUAAAAAACUACCUCCAUCGGGUGCGCCGUAGAGUUCUGGACAGAUUGAAACUUUGUACUGCUGUUUUCUUAUCCCACUCUCUCCUUUUUUUGGUGAUGCUAUAGCUGUUGUGAGUACAGGAAUAAGAUGCGUUUAUAAGCAACACGCAGUGUCUCUCUGUUGAUUGAUUGAUUGCCCAGAACGAUCCAGGCAGUGAAAAGUUUGCUUCAUACGUACGGAGUAUAGCAUUUGUGCACGGGUCGCAUGCACCGUACGUCCUUCCUCGCCACAAUUGCAGCGUGC